Messenger RNA from Gigantopelta aegis, 5828 nucleotides. Its product is annotated as ras-related protein Rab-34-like. NCBI's taxonomy places the organism in Eukaryota, Metazoa, Mollusca, Gastropoda, Neomphalida, Peltospiridae. The transcript is spliced from 9 exons. The record is from RefSeq and is a predicted model, not a curated record. Bases 642 to 1433 code for a protein of 263 amino acids. Gene Ontology annotation, molecular function: GTP binding; GTPase activity.
UCGUCAGAAAUGUAAACUACCAAUGUAUUACAUUUUACAACAAGAAAAUCAAAACAUGACUACUGCACAUGUAUUUACUUAAUGAAGUAAACAUAAAACAGCUUGUAACUUGAAUAUUGUUGAGUUAUAAUGUACUGGCGACUUCGCUAAACAGACAUGCAACACGGAAGUAAAUAUGGCGAUCUCGCCACAGCGUGUCCCAACACAAAACUAGUAGUAUACGAGGUAUAACCCUGUAGUUUUGGCACAAAAACAUGCUGAUAAUGACAGUAGAUAUAUACUAUAAUAUAUGUUGUAAUAUAUGUCUUCUAGCAAGUCUAAUAUGUAUGAUAACUUCGCCUAACGAGUAAAAUAAGUCCUGGCGAAGUCGCCCCGGGCGAAUUCGCCAGGGCGUGGUCGACACGGGGCGAGAUCGCCAGGCUCCGUUCUAUCGAUCCCUUAUUGUCGUUUGCGAUUAUUAAUUAGAUCUAUUAUUUCCGGUUUGUCUACCUCUUAUUUCCUGUUCCGGUUGAAUUCCAUGUGUCUGUCAACAUUAAAGUUUUGAAAACCGCAUAUUGUUUAUGAUAGCUAGAGCUACGCUGACGUGAAUGCUUUCUGCAUGAUGUGACAGAGUUGUCCCUGUGACAUAUUUCACCAAUCUGAUGUCUGCAGGCAGAAUCAUGCUGUCCAAUGUUGCCAAGGACCGCGUCGUCUCAAAAUUUCCUCAGGCUUUUCAUCCUGAUGCCACUCCGUACCCCAAGAUCAACUUCCACCCAAAAGUGAAAGCAGCCGCUGCUGAAAAUAGGACCGGAAGAGUUGGCUUAAAGAUCUCUAAGGCUGUGUUUGUAGGUGAUGUCGCGGUAGGAAAAACCAGUUUAGUGAACAGAUUUUCUCAUGACGUCUUUGACCGCGACUACAAGGCAACAAUUGGAGUAGAUUUUGAAGUAGAGAAAUUUCUUAUUCUUGAUACUCCGUUUACAUUACAGAUAUGGGAUACAGCUGGGCAGGAAAGAUUUAAGUGUAUUGCGGCAUCGUACUACAGAGGUGCUAAUGGUGUGUUUGUUGUGUUUGAUCUGUCGGAUGUGAGCACCCUGGAGCAUGCCGCCCAGUGGAUGGAAGAGGCGUGUCAGAGUGCUGAUGAUCCAAUCAGGUGUCUUGUUGGAACGAAAAAGGACUUGAUAUCGCCCUCUACUUACAAUGACAUUGAAGCUCGUGCCUUGGCCAUAGCCAAUCAGCUUGGAGCCGAGUUCUGGGCUGUCUCUUCUAAAACAGGUGAAAAUGUUAGAGAUUUUUUCUUUCGAGCUGUGUCGCUGAUAUUUGAUGCAUCUUUGUUGAAGGAAGUUGAAACGACAACCUCAACUAAACAAAUUGGAAACAGCUUAAUACAAGUUCAGCGAACAAACACAGACCUUUAUGAACAACAGAAGAAGAAGAAACUAAAAUGCUGUGAAUAAAAACAACUGACAGCCAAUCAAAUUGGACUUUACAUAAUCAAACAUGAGUCAGAGGUUGUGAUUAGUCAGUGUUGAAAGUACUUUUAGUCAAAGGCCUUAUGUUUUUGUUUGACUGGAAAUUCAUUUGAUUAAUAUAUACUUGUGUGUUUACAUCAAGUAAAAAUAUAUGACAAGCUUAUUUGUUUUUCUCUGUAAACAUGUAUUUAUAAUCUUACAAAAGUUCAUUCAAGAAGUAUCUUUUACAAAACAACUAAGAGUUAAAACCUGAAAUCAAACAUGGAUAAAUCAAACUUUAUUUUGUUCUUUUCAUUCCACAUUAAGGCAAAUACUUAUAUAUAUUAUGAAUAAUAAAUAAGGAGGUUGGUGAUAGUUUUGUUGUCUAAUGUAAUAUCUAAAUCCAUUUUUUUCAUAGUAACUUAAUUUUAUAUAGCCAGAUAUACAUGGUAAUAAUCAUGUAUAUUGGUAUCGGAUGAGUGUAAUUUUUUUUUUUUUUAAAGCAUUAAAGACGUGUAUUUGAAAAUAGUAUGUACAUAACUGUAUGGUGGUCUGUAUUCUAUGUGGUGGACAUAUCUACACUAGUCAAAUUCACUGUGUUCAAAUUUGCUGGGUUCUUGCUGCACAAGAUAUUUCCAUCACAGCUUAUCUAUAAUAUGUUUUAAGUAUAAUAAUAUAAGACUCCAUCAUAUGUGGUCUUGUGGGAUACAAAAAGUACACCUGAGGUGGUGGAAACCUCAGGUGGAAAAGUAACUUCUUUAUUUAACCAUAUUAUCAUUAAAAAAACCCACACUAUCACAUUUGCCGUGUUUGUUUCAUGUGUUAAAUAUAAUUUAACACUAUAAAUUGACAAGUUAGUUUUUAUAAUGAAUGUUUUAAUAACAAAAUAUUUAUCUAAAACUUUACUAAUGACGUAAUACUACCCCCCCAUGUUAAACACAAUGACAUCUGGAUGUAAGUCCUUUCUAGGGAUAAAUCAAAUAAAACGUACAUUUUUAUCAAGGAGUAAAUCAAUGUCCUUUAUUAUUUUAGGAUGUGCUUAAUUAAUUUGUCUGUGUGUAAAUUAUUUUCACCCUGUAUUCACAGAGAAACUAAAUAAUAAGUUGAAAAUGUAUGAUAUUGAGUUGGUUAUGACAUUAAAAUGCCAGGUGCUUAGCUGUGGAUAUAUUGCAUUGUCAGUUUGUCUGUUCUUCUGUAUGAUCGUCCAUAAAUAAGUCCAUCCAUCCAUCAGUCCAUCCAAUUGUGUAACUGGAGGCAUUUAUGUUGCAUGAUGAUGUUUGUAGUUUGAAAUAUUAUCUCUGUCAGCUUGUAUGUUUACAUUACUUGUUACUUUCAGUAUAAAAUUGCUGUUGGAGGUGGUUUUUUGUUUGUAUUAUGAAUGCAUCUAUGUUUUAAAACAAUAUUGUAAUGUAAAUGGGGUUUUUCCACUUAUUAAAAAUGGAUCUGAAGUGAAGUUAUGGUAAGAUGUAAGAUAUUUACUGUGUAUGAAGCCACAAUGAUGGUGCCAGAAUUUCCUGUAAUUAACUGUAUGUAUUUUUAUUUUGCUUACAUAAUGUUGUUAAUACUUGAUUAUAUUUGUGUUAUAGUCGAUUUGCGCCUAAUGGGAACUAAUGAAUUGGCAUGUAACUAUAAUGAAUUAUGCUAAAACCUGUAUAACAAAAAAUAUUAUUAAGAUUUAAAAACAUAUCAACUCUCGUAAUAUGUUAUACUAAAAUUUCAAUGCAAAUAAAAUUAAAAACCAAAACAAAUUACUAUCAAUACAAAUCAAAUAAAUGCAGUCAGUUGUACAUACAGUUUUACGUUUAACAAUACCACUAGAGCACAUUGAUUUAUUAAUCGUCAGCAUUGUGGUGUCGAACAUUUGGUAAUUUUGACGAAUUGACUUACAGAGGAAACCCGCUACAUUUUUCCAUUAGUAGCAAGGGAUCUUUUGAUAUACCAGUUGUGGUGCACUGGCUGGAGCAAGCGCUUUACCACUGGCUACUUCCCGCCCCUGCCAGUUACACAUGCUGUUCUACUAGUUUUUGUAUACUGCAUGUCAAUUACUAGUAACAAUCCAGGUAUACACAACUUUUAUAUCAAAGGCUGUGGUAUGUGUUAUCCUGUCUGUAGGAUGGUUAAAAGAUACCUUGCUACUAGUUAAAAACUCUAGUGGGUUUCCUCUCUAUGACUGUAAAAAUUACCAUAUGUUUGACAUCCAAUAGCCGAUGAUUAAUAAAUCAAUGUGCACUAGAGGUGUCGAUAAAGAAAACAAACUUUAACAAUUUAGUUGCAAUUGCUUGCAUUGGCUGUUCACCAUUUUGCUUUCAUCCUUGUAUUAAAACUGAGAUUUAUUCCAUACAAUUUAAUGGUAAUUAGUAAAAAAAAACCUUUUUAAAUUUACAUUGGAAUAUUAGGUAAAAAAUGUUAUGAGACUUGGUAUUUUCAAAAUGUAAUAAUAUGUUUUCCAUGACAAAUCAUUGAUUCCCUUUUAGUGGAAACAGACUAUAAAAUUAAAAUAUAUUUUAGAGUUGAAUACCACAAGGUUAUCUGAUGUGCUAGUCAGAUAAAUUGAAACCACAUUUUGUAUGGUCUGUGUUAUUUAAAUUUUUAGUUUUACUUAAUAUAUUUUCCCUACCCUCAACCCCCAUCAUCUAACAGGAUUGUGCUGCUUAUGUAUAUUCACACAUUUCUUAGUGGAAAUAGGUUUUCUUUGAAGUGUGGAAAUGAUAAUCAAACAAAUACAUGUUUUGUUAUUUAUCCUAUAAUUUUCCCAAUGGAAGUUUUCUUUUGUAUACUAAUGAGUUUUGAACUUGCCCAUUAUGUAAUUACUUGUAGUUAUUUGGUAAAUAUAGGUAAUGUGGAGCUUUGUAAGUAUCUAGCAUUUAUAUUAUAGGUGAUUAUGAAUGAACACUUUGUAAACAUAAGAAUUGAUGUGUGACUAACUGAGAUAUCAGAUACUCGUGCAGUAAUGUGGAAUUAAGUAACUGUAUAGUGCUGAAUGUUUCAUUAUUACCCACCUGGUGAACGUCUGGCUGUCAUACAAAUUUCGUACAUACCGCCAGGCGCGUAUUGGUCGCUAAAUAACAUUUCGGUAAACAAUUUUAUCUUCCCCCGUCUUAACUCUGUGCGCUCACAUGUCUCAUUACGUUGGAAGUAACUGACAGAUUUUACAUUAUUUGAAGGUGGGUAAUAAACAAAAUACCACACUCAUUUUAGGUAGAUAUCAUUUUUACCAAACUCAUGGACUUCACUUGUUUCGUAUAAAUGAUAUCUAGCGAAAACAUUUGUAGCAUUCUACAUUUCUUUACUAUCCCAAACUAUGUCCAUAUUUAUUUUAUGCAUAUCUUUACGUAUAUACUUUUAUUUAAAAAGCCUUUUAUAGAUGUUGAAUACUAAACAACACAUCUGUGUCCUCUGCUGUGAUUGAUACUGGUGCCUAACUGUCCAACUCAACAUUCCUGGCUUAAGGUCUUCUUUUAUCAUUGUCUCUCUCUCUAUGUGAUAAUCUCCCUUGUACAGAACUGUCUGUUAUUUAGUACAUAAUCCUUUUCUAAUGUGAGAACAUGAUUUGUCAAUGUCACAUGAAAUCCAUUAUUUUUCUGUCCUGUCCUACAAAAUAUUUUGAAAAAAGUCUGCUGCCAACUGUGUUUGUAGAAGCCAUCUCAUUCUCUUGAUUGUUUCAUAUAUAGUUGUCAACAACAGUCUAUUUCAAUACAUGCACUGGGGGUCUGACUCAGGACAGGGGCUAGGGCUCUAGAAACCAGUAACUGGAAAGAACUAAAACUGGUAGUCAUAUUAGGUGAACAUAUGAAAUAUUUAUGGAAAAAACAGACCUCACAGUUAUAAAUAAAUAUUGGGCCAUUGAUCCAGAAUUCAUGUUGACUCGUGAUUUCCUGAUUUAAGUAACAGAAAUCCUAUAAUAACUGGAAACCUUGUUUGUAAAGGACGUAUCUAAUCAGUGAAUUAAGAUGUUUUCAUGUUGAUUGGUCUCUUGUGAUCGGUUGUGUUCUUAUUUUCUGUUAAUCCAUGACAUCCCUCCGUCCAUCAAGGUGUAACUUGUGUAACGUUAUCAAUAUUAAAACUGAAGGUGCAUAAUUAAGACAAGAAGUGUGUAACAGUGAAACCCCUCUAAACCGGACACCCACAGGACCAAGUAAAAUACCCAGUUUUAAAGGUUAUCCAAGUUUUUGUUCUCAAGGACAGUGAAAAACGUCCGGUUUUAAGAGAAUUCUGGUUUACAGAGGGUCCGGUCAGGAGGGGUUUCUCUGUAGUUAAAAUGAAGGUCACAAUUUCUUAUCGUUUGAUAUACAAAGUCUGGAAUUAUCUUAGUUUAUUGUAAAGAUAUUUGCAAAUUUAUUCGUCAUAUAGGUACUGUUCUUAUUUUAUUUCAUAAUAUUUUAUAAUAUAUAUUUAUUAUUU